CCGCGCCCGGGGUCUCCCGCCCUCUCCAGGCGGCGUCUGGAGUCUGAGCCUGGAGCCAGGGAGGAAGCUGCGAAAAAAAGCGGUGUCGCCGCCGCGCCAAGGUUGCUGAGGUCAGGGUCGCCGGGGCCUGAGGGCACCUGCUCGCUGUUCCGCCCUCUCCCUGAUAGCUGUGCGGGAGGCUAGACCGGCAGCGGCGACAGAGGCGACAGCAGCUGCAGCAGCAGCAGCAGCAGCGAAAACUGGAGCGCAGGCAGCAGCGGCAGCCACGCCAGCAGCGACACCAUGGAUCUUUCUUUUAUGGCCGCGCAGUUGCCUAUGAUGGGAGGAGUGUUCAUGGACUCGCCCAACGAGGACUUCAGUACCGAAUACUCCCUGUUUAACUCCCCGGCCAACGUCCACGCAACCUCCAAUGGCCACAGCCAGCCAGAGGAGUCUCCUCGCUCCACCAACGAUGCUGUUCUGCUCUGGAUUGCCAUCAUAGCAACUCUGGGGAACAUAGUGGUGGCACCUGGGUUCCCCAAGAGACAUUGGCAAUGCCUUGUACAUUCUUAACAAGAUCUACAGAGGAGUGGGGACCUGCUGGCAUCCAAUGAGUAGAGGCCAGAAGCGAUGCUCAUCCACAAGACAGACCAGUGGCCGAGUGCUAUCCAGACCCCAAAUGCCAACAGUACCAAAGAUGGGAGAUGCCAUUAGACAUAAGGGUCCAGGGUGAUGGGGAGUUUUCAAAAGCUACAUCGGUCAUGUGUGAAUUGGAGCAGUGAAGCACAGUGGUUGCCCCAAGCUGAGGAAACUUCAGGUGUGGGACUGGGCCUUGGAAACCCAUGUGACAGUUUCCUUUUGAGAAGAGCCUGUGUGGAGACAACCCUGCAAUACAGCUGUAACGCUGAAGCGGAAAUUGUCAAGCGACCGUGGUCCCAGGAUCUGUGGGCUCUGACCCUCACCAGUGCAUGGUUGGAGAGAUUCUGACAGGGACAGGAAGGCUGAGGAACAGCUGUGGGACAAACCCAGCCUCCUUCCUAGCUCUCUCUGUGUCCCCCAUCCCUGAUCCUCAAAUCUGCAGGCAUACUGACUCUUUCUACUAUUGAGAUUUUUCCAGAUUUCUUAAUCAUCACCUGCUGCCUACAGAUGCCAGUUUUUCAUGAGGAGAACAUCAGCCUAGCUCCUGUUUUUGGUUUUGUUUUUUUCUAGUCAGCUUGUAACCACGUGUACCUGGCAUGAAGGAAGUUUAACUAUUGUUCCAGGUCUUUGCUGCACAGGUACCUGUUCUCCAUGUGCUGUUGGCUUCUACUUGCCCUGGGAAGGCUCUUUGCUGAUGUGGGAUUUUGGUGUGCUCUUUUGAAGGCGUGACGGUGACACCUUCCUGUGUUAGCUUUCUUGCUACAGUUGUCAUUUUCUAUUGCAAUAAUUAAACAGAAGGAAAGAUUA
Molecule: messenger RNA, 1425 nt
Organism: Psammomys obesus (fat sand rat)
Lineage: Eukaryota; Metazoa; Chordata; Mammalia; Rodentia; Muridae
Gene: CUNH14orf132
Product: chromosome unknown C14orf132 homolog
Exons: 3
Coding region: 283-552 (89 amino acids)
Source: RefSeq, a predicted model, not a curated record